Macadamia integrifolia is the source of this 1128-nucleotide messenger RNA. Its product is annotated as 3-hydroxyisobutyryl-CoA hydrolase 1-like. The annotation marks the transcript as partial. Gene Ontology annotation, biological process: L-valine catabolic process. Gene Ontology annotation, molecular function: 3-hydroxyisobutyryl-CoA hydrolase activity. NCBI's taxonomy places the organism in Eukaryota, Viridiplantae, Streptophyta, Magnoliopsida, Proteales, Proteaceae. The record is from RefSeq and is a predicted model, not a curated record. The transcript is spliced from 13 exons.
CUCUCUCUCUCACAGGUUCUGUUCGAAGAAAACUCAUGGAUAAGGAAGGUGAUAUUAAACAGGCCUACGAAACUGAAUUCUCUUUCAUUUCACAUGGUUUCUCAAAUGUUAAAGAAGUUAAAAGAAUACGAAAAGGAUUCCAGAGUGAAAUUAGUGAUAUUGAAGGGAAAUGGAAGAGCAUUUUGUGCUGGUGGUGAUUGUGCAACUCUUAUUCACUUUUGUACUACUGGUCAUUGGAGUUUUGGUGCAAGCUUUUUUCGGAAACAAUAUACCCUAGACUAUGUUCUAGCUACACAUGAUAAAACUUUGGUCUCACUUAUUGAUGGAGUGGUCAUGGGAGGUGGUGUUGGGCUAUCCAUGAAUGCAAAGUUUCGAGUUGUGACCGAGAAAGCGGUAUUUGCUAUGCCAGAAGCAAUUUUAGGUGUUUUUCCAGAUGUAGGUGCAUCAUACUUUUUGUCAAAGCUGCCAGGUUACUUCGGAGAGUAUUUGGGCCUUACCGGUGCACGAUUAGUUGGAGCAGAGAUGGUUGCAUGUGGCCUUGCUACUCAUUUUGUCUUUUCCAAGGAUUUGCCUUCAUUGGAAAAAGAAUUGGAUGGAGUUAAUUCUACAGAUCCAACUGUUGUCUCUAAAGUCAUCAAUAAAUUCAUAGAAGCAUCAUCAAUUAAAUCUACUAGUGCUUUUAAAAGGAUGGAUAUCAUCAACAAAUGUUUCUCAAGAAAAACAGUCGAAGAAAUAUUAUCAGCAUUGGAAAACGAGUCUAGGAAUGGGCCAACUAUUUGGAUUGUAGUAGCAAUCAAGUCUAUGAAAGCAGCAUCUCCAACCAGCCUUAAAAUAUUUCUUAAAUCGAUUAGAGAAGGACGGGGGCAAGACAUAGAUCAAUGCCCAAUUCGUGAGUUUAGAAUGAUUUCUCAUGUCAUGCGCAAAACAGUGAACAAUGAUUUUUACGAGGGUUGUAGAGCAAUUUUUUUUGAUAAAGAUAAACAACCGAAGUGGGAACUUUCAAAGCUAGAAUUGGUUAGCAGUGAAUUAGUGAAUCAAUAUUUCACUAAAGUGGAUGAUGAUGACUGGGAAGAUCUACAGCUUGAUGCUAGGUUUGCUGAAGCUAAUUUAAUUAGAGCAAAACUCUAA